CUGUGACCACGAACUAACCAGUCAUGGCCGAGAGUUGGGACGAACCUGCCCCUGUUACUGCCGAGCUUCCAGAGAUCAAGCUCUUUGGUAAAUGGUCCUCAGAUGAUGUCCAAGUCAGCGACAUCAGUUUAACUGAUUAUAUCGCUGUAAAGGAGAAGUAUGCUAAGUAUCUGCCUCACUCCUCCGGCCGUUACCAGGUCAAGCGUUUUAGGAAGGCACAAUGUCCCAUUGUGGAACGCCUUACCUGCUCUCUCAUGAUGCAUGGACGGAACAACGGCAAAAAACUGAUGGCAAUGAGGAUUGUCAAGCAUGCUUUUGAAAUCAUUCAUUUGCUGACUGGUGAGAACCCUCUCCAAGUUCUUGUAAAUGCCAUCAUUAACAGCGGUCCACGUGAGGACUCCACACGUAUUGGUCGUGCUGGUACUGUCAGGAGACAAGCUGUGGAUGUUUCUCCUCUCCGUAGAGUCAACCAGGCUAUAUGGUUACUGUGCACAGGUGCCCGUGAGGCUUCCUUCAGAAACAUUAAAACCAUCGCAGAAUGUCUUGCUGAUGAGCUCAUCAAUGCAGCAAAGGGAUCUUCAAACUCCCAUGCCAUCAAGAAGAAGGAUGAGUUGGAACGUGUUGCCAAGUCCAACAGAUAGACAGAGACUUUAUUGACUUACUUUCAAAAUGUGAAUAAACCAUCCACAUCGUGGGGAGUACCCAAGGGA
Ylistrum balloti is the source of this 710-nucleotide messenger RNA. RefSeq names its product small ribosomal subunit protein uS7. Gene Ontology annotation, cellular component: cytosolic small ribosomal subunit; ribosome. The transcript has 5 exons. Gene Ontology annotation, biological process: translation; ribosomal small subunit assembly. Lineage: Eukaryota; Metazoa; Mollusca; Bivalvia; Pectinida; Pectinidae. Bases 24 to 641 code for a protein of 205 amino acids. The record is from RefSeq and is a predicted model, not a curated record. Gene Ontology annotation, molecular function: rRNA binding; structural constituent of ribosome; mRNA binding.